This is a messenger RNA of Lactuca sativa (garden lettuce), 925 nucleotides long. It is a transcript of the gene RGF6, whose product is annotated as root meristem growth factor. Lineage: Eukaryota; Viridiplantae; Streptophyta; Magnoliopsida; Asterales; Asteraceae. The record is from RefSeq and is a predicted model, not a curated record.
AUAUAAUGUGUCACAACCACAUAUUGAAACGGCCAUCUCUAGUCGGAGUAAACCAACAUUCAACAGUUGAAAUCAUACAUCCACGAUAUAAAUAAACCAUUUGCUAUUCAUAUUCCCUUGUGAAAAAAAAAUGUAUUUCCUUGUUUACUAUCUCGUGAUCCACCUUUGUGUUUCCAUGCAUGCAUGCGAUUCUCGCCAUCUUGGAGUCUUCCACAAGGAACCCGGGAAAGAACUUCAUCUGAUUACUAGCAAGACACCAGAAAUAAGGGCUGGAAACGAAGGAAGAAACUGUAAUGAAACUAAUAUGGAAGAUAAGGAGUCCAAGCAUGAGUUUCCUUCAGAAGAACUGAAAAUGCAUAAAGGAAAUGAUAUCGAGUUAAAAGUUUCUCAAGAUGGAACCAAACCACAGGGAUGGAAGAAUCAUGCUCGUUUGACAAUGGAGUCCAAACAAAAGGAUUCGAAGGAAAAAAUAAAUAAUUCCAAGGAUAGCAGUGUUACUGAAGAUGUCGGAGUCAUGGACUAUGCACAGCCCCAUCGCAAACCACCAAUCCACAAUUUACAGCCCUAAAAGGCUAGAACUACUCUUGUCAAUUCUUCCUUAAAUAUCUAAUGUGGGUAUUGAUCAAGUAAGAGAAUCUAAGGGAGAUUGAUGAUAUAUACACAAGUAAUUUAAAAUAGUUAGUCAACAUAUAUAUACACUCUCUUGUACUCUAAGACUAUGCAUUCGGAGUUGUAAAACCCUUUUGGAGGGAAUAAUAUCAACUCUAGCAAUGCUUUGUUUCUAUUAUGUAUGAUAAGUUGUCCUAAAGUAGUAAUUGUAGUGGAUCAUUGUAUGGUCAUCACUUACAAUUAUGUCAUGUUGCAGUGUUAAAAUGUUCUAUUAAUAAACAAUUACAAUAUCAUAAAAUGAUGUGUGGUCCAUUGA